Molecule: messenger RNA, 213 nt
Organism: Trichomonas vaginalis G3
Lineage: Eukaryota; Parabasalia; Trichomonadida; Trichomonadidae
Exons: 1
Source: RefSeq, a predicted model, not a curated record
AUGACUCAGACAAGCCCUACGGACAAGACCCAAGGGGUCAUAGAUGUUGAAGCAUUGAAGAAAGAAAUUCGUGAGCAAAUUUUAUCCGAACUGAAGGAACAAAAACAAGAACAAAAGCCAGAGAGACCAAAGAGAAAACUUAGUGAAAAACAACUUGCUGCAUUAGCUGCUGGAAGACAAAAGAACCCACGUUUGCUGGCGAAGAAAGCUAGA